Venturia canescens is the source of this 5547-nucleotide messenger RNA. RefSeq names its product CDP-diacylglycerol synthase (gene Cds). The record is from RefSeq and is a predicted model, not a curated record. Gene Ontology annotation, cellular component: endoplasmic reticulum membrane. NCBI's taxonomy places the organism in Eukaryota, Metazoa, Arthropoda, Insecta, Hymenoptera, Ichneumonidae. The transcript is spliced from 10 exons. Bases 196 to 1539 code for a protein of 447 amino acids. Gene Ontology annotation, molecular function: phosphatidate cytidylyltransferase activity.
UCUUCCGCAUAAUCCGUCUAUCACGUCCGCCCCAGGGCUCGGUUUAAUUAUUUAAACAUGUAAAUAUGCAGUUUAUAAGUACGACUAAGUGAUAUCGGUGCUCCUUUGAAUUCUUCAUUUUUCGAAAAUAUUUACGAAUACAAAACUGGUGAAUUGGAGUGACUUGAAUUAGAACGAAGGAAUAACAAACGAAAAAUGUCUGAGCUACGUCAAAGAACGGUGGCCGAUGCCACGGGAGGUCGAGCGGGAUCUGUCAACGAAGAUCAGAAAGAACAGGACAUUGAGUCGGAGGAUGAUGGAAAAAUUGAAGUUGACGAGUUGGCCAAGACGCUGCCUCAAGGAACGGAUCACACGCCCAAUAUCCUCUCGACUGCUCUUUCUGGCUUACCUGACCGCUGGAAAAAUUGGAUCAUACGAGGAAUUUUCACAUGGCUGAUGAUCGGGGCUUUUUGUUUCAUCAUUUACUUCGGGCCGUUAGCACUGAUGGUCACUACGCUGGUCGUACAAGUAAAGUGUUUCGAGGAGAUAAUUAACAUCGGUUAUGCUGUCUAUAGGAUUCACGGUUUGCCCUGGUUCAGAUCACUUUCUUGGUAUUUUCUCAUAACUUCAAAUUAUUUUUUCUAUGGUGAGAAUCUCAUGGACUAUUUUGCGGUGGUAAUUAAUCAGACGGAUUACCUCAGAGUCCUCGUAACGUAUCAUCGAUUCAUCUCGUUCAGUCUCUACAUCGUUGGUUUCGUUUGGUUCGUUUUAUCACUCGUGAAGAAAUAUUACAUGAAACAGUUUUCACUGUUUGCCUGGACUCACGUAGCUUUGCUGAUUGUUGUCACCCAGAGCUAUUUGAUCAUCCAAAAUAUAUUCGAGGGCUUGAUAUGGUUUAUCGUUCCAGUCAGCAUGAUUGUGAUAAACGAUGUGAUGGCUUACGUUUUUGGCUUUUUCUUCGGGCGUACUCCACUAAUAAAACUAUCACCAAAGAAAACGUGGGAAGGAUUCAUCGGGGGCGGUAUUUCGACAGUUUUGCUUGGAUUGCUGAUGUCAUACGUACUUUGUCAAUACCGUUACUUCGUUUGCCCGAUCGAGUACAGUGAAGUUUUGGGCCGUAUGACAAUGGACUGUGAACCAUCCAGUCUGUUUCGACCUCAAGAAUACACACUCCCACAAAGUUUACAAAGAACCGCGGAAAUGUUUAACUGGAAAACAAGUCUCACGAUUCAGCCAUUUUUGUUGCACUCUUUGUCAAUGUCCGUAUUUAGUUCUGUAAUUGGUCCAUUUGGAGGAUUUUUCGCGAGUGGCUUCAAGCGAGCCUUCAAAAUUAAGGACUUUGGUGAUAUAAUUCCUGGCCACGGAGGAAUAAUGGAUAGAUUUGACUGUCAGUACCUGAUGGCGACGUUCGUAAACGUCUAUAUUUCGUCGUUCAUUCACACGGCGUCGCCGCAAAAGCUCCUUCAGCAGGUUUAUAGUCUGAAACCGGAACAGCAACUACAAUUCUUUUUGUCGUUGCGUGACACCCUCGCCCACAGAGGAUUACUCAACGCAUCCUAAGUACCGCGUAAUUCUUUCGAAAGGAAAAUAAAAAACAAACUACAAACAACAAACGGAAGAAAUAAAAAAUAUUUAAAUAAAUGUUUAUGCCGAUAGCGAUGGCCCUGCGAUGGUAGUUUUUGAACAAAAAUGCAACAAAUAACUCGAACAGAUUUUCGAGCGCCGUACCGAGAGUCAAAUCUCGAGCCGUGAUAUGAUUUUUUGUUGUAAUUUUGAAAAUUGCAUCGUUGUCGAAUGUUUUUUAGAACCGCUCAAAACAGGGCAAGAUUUAUAAAUUGUUAAAAGAUUUGUUUUGCACUCGUGAUCAUCAAAGCUCUCAGAUAUACGGAAAAUGUUGCCCCUCGUUUCAUUAUUUUUUUUUUACUAGCAAGUUGUAAUAUACCAUAGCUAAGAAGAGAAUAUUUGCUAGCAUUUCAACGAUGCAAAUUUCAAUUGCAUCUUUUUCUUUCUUCACUAUCGAGGUUUUAAGUGCAAUCAUUCCAGUAUUCGACCAGAGUAACGUAUUUAUUAUAUUUUCAUAUUUAUACACACGGUGAAUCUACUUCGGCCCCUUCCCCUUUGCCCCUUUUUAUUUUCAGUACAUCUCCGAGUCAUCGCGUUUUUUGUACUAUUUUUCUGAGUAGCUCUCGUUAGUAUUUCCACAGUUUUUUUUUCCUUAAAAUCGGAAAGGAAAAGAGAAGUUUCUAUAUUAUGUAGAAUUUAUCAUAAAACUGUCGAAUUGCCAAGUAUCAACAUUUUUUUAUUUUUUCAAAUUCUUUAUUUCUCGAUAUUCAUUUUACGUCUAGAUUAUUUAUAACGUAAAGUUGUGUGUAUUUUCUUCUUUUAUUUUGUUCAUAAAUUAUGAUUGGAGCGACGUAGUAUGUACAAAAAUAGUCCAAAUUUUCCGAACGUCUAUUCGAAGAUGCUUGAAAAAACUAGAUCCAAACAGUCAAGCUAAAAGUUCAUAAAAAAUAAAAACUUUUCGUUUUGUUUCGUUUGAAUUGAUAAAAAUCCUCUCAUUCGCGGAUUUUACUUAAUAAAUAUAUUCAUUGAUCUCAGUGUGAAUCGUUUAAGCGUUGGGUGUCAAAAAAAAAAAAAAAACAUUAAAAGGGAAGAAAGAAAACGUCAAGUCGUAGAAGGCCCUCUAAAUUCUUUCGUAUAUCUUUAGAGGGAGGAAAAAACAGAACAAGAAUUGGCAUAAAUUUCACACGAUUGAAGAGUCUCGUUGGUUUUGAUGCCAGAUUCGUAGUUAUCUCCGAAAGUCUCUUAAGGUCAUGAUAUUUCGGUCGAAUCGUAAAUUGAAGAGAAAGAGACAUAACAAAAAAAUUGAAGAAAAAAAAACGAUGAGUGAAAGAGAGCGAUUAGAGUUGUGUGUUCCGAUGUAAUCAUUGUAUAAAUGUAUCUUGCGACCAAAGUUUAUGAAAAAAAAAGAAAUACGUCGACUGGACGCUUUAGCGUCUUGACUGUUAUUAAAAAUUUUCAGAAGACCGUGUUUUUAGAGCCCUCAUUCUUUCUCUUCCUUUUUUUCUCUUCCACUCUCGAAAAAUUGCUUCAAUGACGUAAAAUUCGUUUCUCGCUAUUUCACUGGUUUUCAAUUUUUUUUCAUUUUUCGUUCAUCCAGAACGAAUUAUGAAAAAACGACUUUUUUCAUCCAACUUUGCCAACAAUGACUUAUACAUAGGAAAAUGAACAGAAAGCAUGCAAAAAUUAUUGUUUUUCGAGCUUGAAUCGCUACAUUGAAUUGUCAGUGCUUUUCAAAGCUCUCGCUCUAUUAUUUUUCUUGGUGAAAAAAAACUCUAUUGUGCCACGAAAAGUCGUCGAAAAUGAAGAAAACAUUGAGACGAAAGAAACGCGAUAUUUUGAUGUUUGAAUUCGUAAGUCUGCGUUUAUUUGUACAAAGCACUUUUAUUAUUGUGUGGCGAAAUGGGACUUGAAGAUUUUUUGAACCCAACUAGAGUGAGAAAGAAAGUGAGAAAGAGAGAGAGAGGAAACACUAGAAAGUUGAGAAUGGUAAUUAUGUACACAUAUAUAUGUAUAUGGGUCAUUCCAUACCAAACCGACCAAUCCAUGACCCCGACCAUUUUUGAUUUUGCUGAAAAUUUUCUAUUAUUUUGUAACUACUGAAAGAAGUCGUUUCUAAUUUUUUUAGAUUUUUUCCCCAACUCAUCUGAUCACGUUAAAUUUUUCAAAAUUUCGUACAAUUUUUUUGUGAACGCCCAUAACUUCUGCAAUAACAGAGAUAUCAAAAUAGAAUAGUAGGUCAUUUUUUUCGUCUUGAGUUGUAGUUUUAUGAAAAAAAUUUAAAAAAAAAUAUCAAAAUGAAUGUUUAUACUUUUUUUUCAGUUUUUAACCAAUAUAUUUUUUUUCAAACUUGGACCAUCUUGAUUUUUUUCAAAAAAUUCACCACAUUUUAAUAGACCUUUUUACACACGCAGAAAAAUUUUUAGCUUGUGAUAUUCAUAACUUGUUACUUUUUUUUUUCUAUUUUUUACCUCGUGUCAAGCAAAAAAGCGUUUUUCCUCCUUGAAUGGACAACGCAAGUAAUGGAGAAGAGACAUUCCGCUUCAUUUUUUUUUUUUUUUAUUGUCUACGUCUACGACCUUUUUUGUGGUUAUUACGUCAUUUCAAAAACGUCCGUUUUUUUACCCUUUUUAUUUCUUUCUAGAUACAAUUUUUUAUCAUCAAUUCUGCGAACGAGUCCUCGAAGGUUCUUAGCUUCAAUUUUGUAAUUGGAAAAAUUUAUUGCAAUCAUUUUUUGCAGAAUUAUCACGUUUUUACAAAAAGAAGACAAAUUUUCUAAACUGUCGCGUACCACCAGAACUUUUAGGUUUUACAGGAUAUUCCAAAAAUAAAAAAAGUUGCGUUUGUAAUUGUUUUAGGCAUAGGAAUUUUUUAAAUAUUUUUUUUCAGAAAUUUCUUCCUUCAUUAUUUUUUAAGUAGAACCUCGAGUACAUCGAAUAUCGUAACUCGAAAACGAUGAGGUUUUUUUUAUGAAAUUUUGAUAGAAAAAGAAAUUUUUUUUUCCUUUUCCAAUUCAUUAAAAUUCGAAGAUUUUAUCAAUAAGGUUUUCAAGAUAUUUAUCAAUGAAAAAUUCAAAUAUAAAAAUGAAUCUUCUUUUACUUUAGAUAUUCUAGCACGUCUCCAUAGUUCACAAAAAACCCGGAUCAACGCCGAGAGUAAAUAUUUCAGGUUAAAAAAUUUUUAGACAAUAACGUGAUGAAAUUCUAAUGAAUUAAAAAUAAAAAACGAUUAUUUUUUUCCCUGUUAAAAUUUCAUUUAAGUUUUCUGAAUUUUUGUCCGGAAACUUUGCCCCGGUAGUAUACGUAGCGAUUUAUAUGUGUUCAAACCGAUUAAUAUAUACAAUUGGAAUAAUUUUGAAUCAAAUCACUCUACUUGCGGUGUCCAUUCAAGGAGGAAACACGCUUUUCCGCUUGACAUGUGGUAGAAAAUAGAAAAAAAAAGUACCAAGUUAUAUAUGAAUAUCACAAGCUAAAAAUUUUUCUACAUGUAUAAAAAAGUCUAUUAAAACGUGGUGAAUUUUUUGAAAAAAACCAAAACGGUCCAAGUUUGAAAAAAAAUAUAUUUUUGGUUAAAAACUAAAAAAAAAGUAUAAAAAUUCAUUUUGUUAUUUUUUUUAAAUUUUUUUCAUAAAACUACAACUCAAGACGAAAAAAAUGACCUACUAUUCUAUUUCGAUAUCUCUGUUAUUGAAGAAGUUAUAGGCGUUCAUAAAAAAAUUGUACGAAAUUUUGAAAAAGAUAUUGUGAUCAGAUGAGUUGGGGAAAAAAUCUAAAAAAAUUAGGAACGACUUAUUUCAGUAGGUACACAAAAUAAUAGAAAAUUUUCAGCAAAGUCAAAAAUGGUCGGGGUCACGGAUUGGUCGGUUUGGUAUGGAAUGACCCAUAUGUUUUAAACUAAUUGUAUGUUUAAGUUUAAAAAUACGAUAAUAUAUUUAUGUAGUGAACAAAGGAGAGAAUAAAUAUUAUCUCGGUAAAGUGGACGAUGAAAACGUUCCAGAAUAAUUAUAAA